Molecule: messenger RNA, 2040 nt
Organism: Boeremia exigua
Lineage: Eukaryota; Fungi; Ascomycota; Dothideomycetes; Pleosporales; Didymellaceae
Product: kinase-like domain-containing protein
Exons: 2
Coding region: 271-2040 (589 amino acids)
Biological process (GO): peptidyl-threonine phosphorylation; peptidyl-serine phosphorylation
Molecular function (GO): ATP binding; protein serine/threonine kinase activity
Source: RefSeq, a predicted model, not a curated record
CUUGGCACAUACUCACACAGCUAUUUGCCUGCUGCCUGCUGUUGCGCCGGAAGACAUGUCGCUGGAACCCUCACUCUUCUUUGCAUGUUGUUGCCAAGCGUUCAGCAAACGCACGUCAUUUACAUAGGUCUUCUCACAUGUGCCUGUAUGCACGCAAGCGCUGUUACACCGCCUGCGACUUGAUGUGCGCUUCCUCAGACGAAUCCCGUCGUACAAGUUGGACCUGGAGACGACCUCGGGAUCUAAUCGCCUGAUGGGCAACCGAUCGCAAUGCUUAUAGCUCAACGAGUGCCCUCGCGGCACUCCAGCUGCUCCUCAGCACCAGAUCUAUCUGAAAGAGAAAGGCUGGCUGAGCGCAUCUGCGAUAUGAUCGACCGGACCGUCGAGAUAAUUCCUGGAUUAGACAGACAGGAUGGGCGGGCUUUUCUCACCAAAUACGACUUGCAUCGCAUACUCGAUUUCGCAUCCUUGAGACAACUGUUCAAAGAGUUCUUCAAGCAGAACCCUAAUUUCUUGAGCCCCAUACUUAUUGUGCCACAAGCACCUUCAACGAACGAGCAAGCUACAGAGCCCACUCUUCAGUCCCCGAACAACGAAGACACUAUUAUCGAUGCUUAUGUCAAAGCCACUACCAAUCCUUCGAGAAAAGCUUUACUCGCGCUAUUGUUAUACCAGAAACACAAAGCAUUGCUCACCGUUUUCAUGCGCUGGCCCCUACCUCCCAACCCCAACACGCCGACCGAUGAGUCUUUGCCUUUAUCGAUUUCAGGCUGGGAAGCGCUUGGCAUAAAGAGAACUUAUUGCAGAGAGAUUGUUCAAGCGCAGCCCAUGUUCAGGGUCGCCUGUAUACGGGAGAAUCAACAUCUAGACGUGAACAUCAACGAGCGUUUACCCUUCAUCGAGACAUUGGCUGAUGCAAAGCGUGGUUCUUCGGGUACUGUUCAGACGACGAAGAUCGCAAGAGGCCACUGGGAGAUUGUUAUCAAUGAUGGAACUAGUUUCGGAAAUCUGGAUGCACCUAAGACAAUAGCCGUAAAAACUUUCAAGGAGAACGCAACCCGGAAUAUGGAUGAAACCACAAAAGACUUCAACACUGAGCAUGGUAUCUUAAAGGAACUUAAGAGAGAUAACGUGAGGCACAAGAUGAUCAUGCUCGACUCUGGAAGCUUCACCAUCUUCACCGAAAGCGGAACCCCACUCAGUCAUGCCCUGAUCUUUGAACCGGCAUCAUUCAACCUUGCAGAUUUCCUUAUGAAUCAGCACCGAGCCGACGUAUACAGCACGAAGAGCAUUCUGCUUGCAAGCCUCACUGACGUUGUUGACGCUGUGGCUUGCUUGCAUGAUAACCUGGAUGUCUUGCAUCUUGACAUCAAGCCAGAUAAUAUCUUGGUCUUUGAGAGAGGAGCCAGUCAUCCGGAUAAUCAGGCUUACGACCAACUUGUAUUCAAGAUCAGUGACUUCGGUCUAGCGCGCAAGAUCGGCACAAGGCCAAGAAAGGGGCACAACGACAUUGAACCGAGCUUGAACCCUUCUCGGUCGUCGGCGACGUCAGGCACAAGACCAGCAGGUGUUUAUCAAGGCCCUGAGAUCCAAGAAACGAAUUCCAGCCGUGCGGGUCGAGGCAGCGACGUUUGGUCUCUCGGAUGCGUUACGCUUAUGAUGCUGGCUUUCAUGCUUUAUGGAUCGUCAGGAGUCCACAAGCUCAAAAGUCGGCUGGAGGUCGAAUUUCUUGGUAACGACGGUGACCAAAGUCUUUUUUACAUCAGGAGCGACUCGUAUCCAUGGGAGAAAGGCGAUGUAGAGCAAACGCCAUACCGAUAUUUGCAGGACUUCAAGCCAGUCACCGGACCAGUGCCCAACAACAAACUAGACGCUGCCGUUAAUCCUCGAGUCAUUGAAUGGUCGAAUGUACUCGGAUACGAGCGCGCGGUUUAUGCGCUACACUACGGCAAAUUCAGCAUCAAUGGACGAAAUAUGAGAAUACUGCAGAUGCACUGCCUGAUCGGGAAUACGAUGAGCAGCGCCGUGUCGCCCCGAUAA